Aspergillus homomorphus CBS 101889 is the source of this 678-nucleotide messenger RNA. RefSeq lists its product as uncharacterized. The transcript is spliced from 2 exons. The coding region runs from base 1 to 678 and encodes 225 amino acids. The record is from RefSeq and is a predicted model, not a curated record. Gene Ontology annotation, biological process: mycotoxin biosynthetic process. Lineage: Eukaryota; Fungi; Ascomycota; Eurotiomycetes; Eurotiales; Aspergillaceae.
AUGUCUAGAACGCAAUCGUCGCUCUCGAUAUGUAGCAUCCUCACCGCAACCAGUGCUGUCUUGAUAAUUGGCUUCAUUGCCCUUCAAAUUAAGCCUUCAUUUACUAAAGAGGUUUCUAAUUCUUCUGCGGAUACGACUUUAAAGUCACCGUCCAGCCCCGCGGAUACCAUCCUCCGGGUCUUCGCCGACAAAAUCGAAGGAGGCUGGCCGUCGCGGCCGCUGCCAGCAAAAGGUGGCUUGCUAUGGAUCCAGCACAAUAGGACGUAUUCAGUUGGGUGGGGCGUAACUGUUUUUCAUGCGCUGCAUUGCGUAGAUGCUCUGCGAGUGUAUGCGUUGAAUGAUAGCAAGGCACACCUUCACGAGGCACACGACUCAACCGCACCCGUGGAAAAGACGGAAUCCGACAGAAAGCAGCAUAUGAGCCACUGCCUAGAUUAUAUUGCCCAGGCUCUCCUUUGCUCUCCAGAUGAUACGAUAGAGCCUCCCUCGUUAAGGUUUGAUAAUGCCGGCAACGUCCUUGAGCAAUCGGUGUCUGGUCAUAGCUUUGAGCACAAAUGUAAGGCCGUUGAUUAUCUUUGGGAUGUGGUCGAGAGUUCGGAGAAGAUAGCCUAUCCACAAUGGGAGUGGACGAAGGGGGAUACUGUGGCGAGCGUAUUUAGACCGGACGAUGUGAACUAA